This is a messenger RNA of Ziziphus jujuba (common jujube), 955 nucleotides long. RefSeq lists its product as uncharacterized. The coding region runs from base 47 to 799 and encodes 250 amino acids. The record is from RefSeq and is a predicted model, not a curated record. The transcript has a single exon. NCBI's taxonomy places the organism in Eukaryota, Viridiplantae, Streptophyta, Magnoliopsida, Rosales, Rhamnaceae.
CUUUCAGUCAUAGCUUUCCUUUGCGUUAAUUUGAAAUUAAGCUCUCAUGGCAUCAAAAUCGUUGUUCUGCGUUCUUGUUUUGGUGGUUCUUCUCUCAAUCCAAGCUGAAGGUAACAACAACAACAACUUCAACUUGGCAGUGGCAUCGAAAUCUCUCUCUGACAAAGGCUAUCAUGCAAUGUCCAUGAUCUUUGACAUCUUCUUCAAGAUCCACGAUGUUUCCGAAUGGUUAUCCGGCAAUUCCACGCUCACUGUGUUUUGUCCUCCGGACAGUGCGUUCUUCUCCUCCAAAUACCCACAGCCGCCAUUAACACUGCUUCAGUAUCAUGUUGUGCCUCUGAAGCUCGACAUUGGUGCUCUGGCAUCUCUUCCUCACGGUUCCAAGAUUGAUACUCUGCUUCUUGGCCAUCCCCUGGUUGUCACUACUCUUCAAAAAGAUGAAGAUGCAUCUCUCAAUGGAGUCAUAGUGACUGAAUGGAAUCUUUAUAAUGAAGGAGGUUUGAUCAUCCAUGGCGUUGAUAACUUCUUUGAUCCUGCUUUCCAAACCCUGAUAUAUCCCUGGUUCGAUGUGAAGAACAAUAUCCAUGCAGAAGUAGUCAGCGGAUUUUCUUGGGUGAUAAGAGAAUUAAAAGAUAAUUGGUCUCUGCUGUUCGCAUUGGCAUUAAUGGUGGUGAUUGUUUUGGGUCUACUUGGGCGCUACGUUUAUUGCUGCAAAGAUAAUAAAGAUGAAUAUGAGCGUAUGCAGCAGCAGGAGGAGGCAGUUGAUCAUGUUCUUGAUGUUAAAGCUGUUUAUGUUUAGUAAUUAGUUGAAUUAAAGGUGUAAUUGGGGUUGCUGGUUUUAAUUUUCUUUAAUUAAUUUGUUCAAUUCAUGAACGAAGUUUAAUUUGUUGAUUGUAAGCUGCUUUUGUUGUACUGUCAUAGACGCUUUAAUAAGAAUUGGUCAGAGAGAAUUGAA